Messenger RNA from Aspergillus melleus, 1782 nucleotides. Its product is annotated as asparagine synthetase domain-containing protein. The record is from RefSeq and is a predicted model, not a curated record. NCBI's taxonomy places the organism in Eukaryota, Fungi, Ascomycota, Eurotiomycetes, Eurotiales, Aspergillaceae. Gene Ontology annotation, molecular function: asparagine synthase (glutamine-hydrolyzing) activity. Bases 1 to 1782 code for a protein of 593 amino acids. The transcript has 2 exons.
AUGUGUGGGAUCUUCUUCUCCUUGAGUCAAGCUGGAUCGGUAUCCCCCAAUGAGGAGACUUGUUGUUUAUUGCGCAACCGAGGUCCGGACAGCUUUCAAGCCCACACAUUCCAGUAUGAUGCGCACGCCGAUCAGGCCGAUGCAAGGGUCUCUCUCUGCCUCACGUUCGUCUCCACCGUUCUGUCCAUGAGAGGCGACCAUGUCGUGUCCCAGCCUCUCAUCGACACCGCCACCCAGUCCGUGCUUUGCUGGAAUGGGGACGCCUGGAAGAUUGCAGGCAAUCCAAUCCAGGGCAAUGAUACGGAGGUAAUUUUCAAUCUCUUACUGGAGGCUACACAACCUUCUACCGAGGCGACCACGCCGAGUGAUACCGUGCAGAAUGUUGCAGAUGUCCUCGGUAGUAUUUCAGGGCCUUUUGCUUUUGUAUUCUAUGAUGCAGUCAACUCUAGGCUAUUCUUCAGCAGAGACUGCCUGGGAAGACGCUCUUUGCUCCAGGGCUGUGACAAGACAGGCUCUCUCAAGAUUUGCAGUCUUUGCGAUGGGACGUCCACAACUCAUUUCGAGGAAGUUCUCACGGACGGAAUGCAUAUGAUUGAUUUGACCCAAAAUGUUUUCCAAUGUGUCCCUGAAGCCAGCACCGGCACUAAUGUUACUUUCAAAGCUGAAAGCAUUCAAACAAUACCCUGGGACAAUAGCGACUCGUCCACGGGGCAUCAUCUGAGGAACCCAAUCCCCCCCAUGAAUAUGUCUACCCCAGAUGGGGUUCCCCCUCAGCUAAGUGUUGAGUCUCCUUCUGUCAGCAAUCUUGAACAGAAGCUCCGCCAAUCUCUCGCUUUAAGAAUCCAGAAUGUCAGAGCGCCUCCUGGAGCUACGGCAGAAAACAAUGUUAAAGUUGCUGUUCUGUUUUCCGGAGGUCUCGACUGCACUCUGCUUGCUAGAAUUGCAAAUGAGCUCCUACCACACGAUGAGACCAUUGAUUUACUGAACGUUGCAUUCGAGAACCCCCGGGUCGCUGCCGCUGCCGGCAAAGAAGCAAAGGCAGUCUCGGUGUACGAAAAUUGCCCCGACCGCAUCACCGGCCGAGGAGCGUUUGCAGAGCUACAAGAGAUCUGUCCCGAUCGCAACUGGCGGUUUGUGGCGAUUGACAUUCCCUACGUGGAGACGGUUGCACAUCGUGACACAGUGAAACGGCUGAUGAGGCCUCACAACACAGAGAUGGAUUUGUCUAUUGCAUGUGCGUUGUAUUUCGCGUCGCGUGGACAAGGAUUAGCAGUUGACAGUCGACCAACCCACUCCGAACCCGUCCCGUAUACGACGCCCGCGCGUGUGCUACUCUCUGGUCUUGGAGCCGACGAGCUUUUUGCGGGAUAUGCACGGCACGGGAUGGCGUUUGCGCGAAAUGGGUUUGAAGGACUCAUUGAGGAGAUCCACCUGGAUGUGAGUCGUCUAGGUAAGCGAAAUCUCGGCCGUGACAACCGUGUUAUUGCCCACUGGGGCCGCGAAGCACGAUUCCCAUUCUUGGACGAGGAAUUCGUGGCGUACGUGUCGCAAGCUCCUGUCUGGGAGAAGUGCGGAUUCGGGGUUCCUGGCUCGGUAAAAGAAAGCGCAGAGGACACAUCGCUAGAAUCCGGGCUUGACUCGGAGAAGAAGGCGCUUCGUCUGGUGGCGCUCAUGCUGGGAAUGAAGCAGGUAGCUCGCGAAAAGAAACGCGCGAUCCAGUUUGGGUCCAGGACCGCCAAAAUGGAGAAGAGUAAAGUUAAAGGGACGGAUGCUCUCAGCUGA